Molecule: messenger RNA, 252 nt
Organism: Clunio marinus
Lineage: Eukaryota; Metazoa; Arthropoda; Insecta; Diptera; Chironomidae
Source: the annotation of a GenBank genome assembly
AUGUAUCCAAGUUCGUUCGGCUACAUGUGUGUACGAGCUGACAACAAAUGGGUCUCGCUCGCAGAAAUCGUAAACGAAUCGCAAUUAAUUAUUGCAUACCCUGCAAAUAUGUACAAGCCCGCGGGGACCGAAUCCGGGUUUUCACGUUUUCCAGUAGAAUGCCCUCUACAAUUUUAUUCACUUUCGGGUCCUCUAUCGAUCGUGUCAAGACACAUUUUAAAUCCAUUGACCCAUUCUCGAGAUACUCGUUGA